Molecule: messenger RNA, 2508 nt
Organism: Colletotrichum truncatum
Lineage: Eukaryota; Fungi; Ascomycota; Sordariomycetes; Glomerellales; Glomerellaceae
Source: RefSeq, a predicted model, not a curated record
AUGGAAGAGCAGCACAACGGCGAUCCCAUCCGAGACGUCGACGCCACUUCCGAUCCGACAAGCUCCACCACCUUGUCAUCCUCAGAACUGACCCUCCGCUUCCCUCGCCCCCAAGGCAACAAGCACUUGGCCAGCUGGAUUUCUUCUAGCGAACCAGACAUCAUGGACCCUUCAAGUACGACCGAAGACGCUGGUGAGCUAGCUGAGUCCACCUACGAAUUUAUCAACACAGAUGACGAUAUCGAAAGUCAAGAUGACCGUGGCACUGAAGCUGAGGCUGAAUCCUUAAGCUCUUUUGAUUAUGCCCGACCUGACGACGUCCAUAGUCUAGACGGCAUCGAGCGUACAGAUGAUACGGCAAGCCGCUCCGAUAUGGAAUCGGACGACGAUGACGCUGCCGAGGACAGGUCUAGAGCCUCUUCCAUUCAAUAUGCCGAGGAGAGCCUUAUGAACCCUUCCUCUCGGGUGGCCACUCCUCCUUUGGAUGCUGAUGGUGCUGGGCAUGCCUCUUCCUACAGUAACAAGACCGCUCUGUUGCGCCAGCCCAUCGAGUUUGACGAGACGGAAAACCCCAUCUGUAUCAAACAGGUCUCAGUCAAGCACGUCACACACCACUUCCCAGAACCAAACCCUCGACAAGUCGCCUACGUUUCCGUUCGCCAGACCAUGGCUCCUUCAUGCUUGGAUACGAAUGGCCCUUUUCGAGUUGUGUAUGUAGGCAACCGUGGAGCCAAGGCCGAUAUCGAAGAAAAGAUCCUAUCAGCAUUGGCUGCCUCUGAAAGACGGAGAGCCACUGAAGAUGCCUCGCCCACAUCGUCCUCUGUUUCUCUUGAGGUCGAUCAUUGCACUGCAGCCACGGAAACUGUUCAUCAAAGAGAGCAGUUUCCGGGCGAGAUUGUUUAUUCCAUAACCAUAAAUCACGACCGCACCUUCCAGUCAGCAUUCGUUUCGAGUGGUUCACUUAACCAACCGUCGUGGAACCCCCCACACGUCGCUAUCUUUAACGUUACUGACAAUGACGAUGAAACUUCUCGUAAGACUCGUGAGGCGGCUUGGGAGUUUAUGCAACGGCACGCUGUGCCCUGCAUCUUCAUUUCCGACACGGAACUCUUCCAGAACCCAACGGAGAGCUGGAGCGACAUGAUUAACGAACAUGCCUUACACCGAUAUGUAGAGUUUACCGAUCAAGCUUGUCCUUCAGUGAGGCUGCCAAUAGGCCUUGAGACCUUCAAGGAAAUCGAUGAUCGUCAGAUGAACCGCAACUUGGCAUAUCUGACUGGCCUGUGCAAGACUGUUGAGGAAUACCAACCACAUAGGUGCUCGAACGUUUACGCACAGUCAAUGAAGGCGUUCCGUGAUGUCCAUCAGUUCACCGUUUCAACAUUGGAGGACGUCGACCUCUGGACUCUUGCUCAAACCUUUGGCCUUUCUAUAAUCGUUGCUACAGCUCUUGUACUCAGCAACUGGUACAUAGGAGGAUCAUCCGCAUUGGUGCCAGCCGGGACAACUGCUCUGUUUUCAUCUGCUCCUGUCGUAUCCACCGCUACGGCGUCCGUUUCGACUUCGACUAUCACGAUCAACUUGACCUCAACAACGACAAUCCGGGUGCCCCAGGCAAAAGCGUCUUCUAGCAACACUGCUGUAGCGCCAUUUGCGGAGCUCGCAGAUUUCAUUGCAGACAGAUUCCCCGAGUCUCAAAAGACUUACGUCUGCUCAGCAGAGAAGUACAGUCACAACGAAAUUCUUGUCAAAAUCCCCUCAGGCACAAAGAUCACGUGGCUUGCGAAAGACUCAAUCACCAUCGAUGUCCUCAAAGGCGACCAAGCUGUUAAGACUAAGUUCUCGUCGAUUGAUGAAGGCAUACUUAUUGAGAUCCCGAGGAAGGAAGCCCACGGUGUUCUUACUAUCGCCGUGAACACGACCAAAAAGCCCAAGGUCAACGAGACAUUUUUGAUUGACUUCGGCCAGACUGCUUUAGAGCAGUGUCUUGGCUACGGCAAGUCCAUCGCGCAUCAACUUGUCGACCUGGCCAACACUGCUGGUCAACAAGGAGCAGAGCAGAUCGCUUCCCUGGGAUCAUGGAAGACCUCCAUUACUGAAGACAUGAGAGAAGUAUCCGCCCGUCUCAGCAAAGACACUGAGAAGACCGUGAACUACAUCAAGAAUUGGUGGACGCCUGCCAAGCUGACUAAAGCUUUGCAAGAUGUACGGCAGUCCCGUCAAGCGCAAGAGACCAUGGAAUGGGCCGACAUGAAGCACAAGAGGGCUCAGAUCCAGUCAUGGCUCUUAUGGCUAAGACUUACACGGCAGACGGAAAAGCAUAAUACAUACCUGGAGAAGGCCCAGAAGUACCUGGCGAAUAAGAAGUUAGCCGCCGAGAAGGCUAAUAAGGAGCGUCUUGAUCGCGAGAGACUGGAACAAAGAGCUCGCCGAAAGAGGGAGCGCCUGGAGGCUAGAUGUCAGUCAGGUUUCUCUCGUUGGACACAGCAGUGCAAACAGCAAGGCUAG